UAAAGUUCGAGACUUUCUAGUAUAUACGCAGUUUUUCCUUUAUCAUCGACUUGCUGUGGAGGCAGGAACAAAAGAUUUUUAGUUUAUUAUUAAAAAAUGUCUUUAAAUACCGCUCAUGCUGAUCAUGGCGUUUUAAUACAUGCUGGAGAAGUUAUCAUCUUAUUUUCCGAUAAUGUAACUGUGGAAUUCUAUGGAAAUGAGACAUCUGAAUUUAAAGGCACAAAAAAUGGUCGUAUGUAUCUUACAACUCAUCGCAUGAUAUACAACUCAAAGGCUAAUUCAGAUGCACUUCGGUCAUUUAGUUUUCCUUUCAUAGCACUACAAGAUGUGACUGUGGAGCAACCUAUGUUUGGUGCAAAUUAUAUCAAGGGGAAAGUAAGGGCACAACCAAAUGGGAAUUUCAUUGGAGAAGUCAAAUUUAAACUAACAUUCAAGUCUGGAGGAGCAAUUGAAUUUGGACAGGCUAUGCUAAAAGCAGCACACCUUGCAUCAAGGCACACUUCACCGAAUGCACCACCACCACCUUACACUCCACCUUCUGGACCUUGGUAUGCUGCCCCUCCUCCGGCGUACGCUCCUCCACCACAAGGAUAUUAUGGCUGGGUGCCACCAUAUACUGCAUUUCCCGAUCAACCAUCUCCAAACUCUGUCUUCGUAUCGAAUAAUCCACCUCCUUACCCUGGUGUGAUGGGUGCUACAUAUCCACCGGGAGCAGGAUUCUCCGGUGCUGCUGGCCUUAGCCCCACAGGUGUGCAAAACAAUGGUUAUCCGGGUAAUAUGCCACCACCGGGCUACCCGGGUAAUGCAAACAUGCCGCCUCCAGGCUACCCAGGCGGCUUUGUCCCAGGUGCACCCAGCAUGUCAUCAAGUGAUGCUAAAGCAGCAGAGGCAGCUCAGAGUGCUUACUAUGAUCCAAAUAAGCCCCAAACAGCUUAUGUACCACCACCCUACAAUGAUCAACCACCGACUUAUCAGGAGUCUACGUCAAAGAAAGACAACUAAUGCACUGUCCUCACUACCACAUGGACACUCCCCGCCACACGGCUUAUUUUAACUCAAAUGAGACUUAAUAAGCUUUGUAUGUUUCACAAAAAUAAA
Vanessa atalanta (red admiral) is the source of this 1098-nucleotide messenger RNA. It is a transcript of the gene Wbp2, whose product is annotated as WW domain-binding protein 2. The record is from RefSeq and is a predicted model, not a curated record. Gene Ontology annotation, molecular function: transcription coactivator activity; phosphatidylinositol-3-phosphate binding; chromatin DNA binding. The transcript has 7 exons. NCBI's taxonomy places the organism in Eukaryota, Metazoa, Arthropoda, Insecta, Lepidoptera, Nymphalidae. Gene Ontology annotation, biological process: positive regulation of DNA-templated transcription. Gene Ontology annotation, cellular component: nucleus. The coding region runs from base 97 to 1002 and encodes 301 amino acids.